GGCAAGGACAAGUACAUCAUGGCCAGCCUGCGGACCCCGCUCCUCGUGGCUCUCAUCCUUCUUGCUGUGGUCCUGCAGACUUCCGAUGCAGGUCCCUAUGGUACCAACGUGGAAGACACUAUCUGCUGCAGAGACUACAUCCGUCGUCCGUUGCCAUUACGUGUAGUGAAGGAGUUCUUCUGGACCUCAAAGUCCUGCCGCAAGCCUGGUGUUGUUUUGAUAACCUUCAAGAACCGGGACAUCUGUGCUGACCCCAGCAUGCCCUGGGUGAAGAGGAUUCUCUUCAAACUGACCUAGUGAGGAAGACCUGAUGACCAUGGACAUGGCCACUCCAGGAAGGCUCAGCAAGUCCUAUCCCGCUGCCGUCCAGCAAGAGCCUUGCCAACAAUGCUGCCUUCGCCAACCUCCAUGCCCUGGUCCUCACUCUGCCAGGCCUCUGGUCCUCCCACCUCCCCUCCAGCCCCUCUGGUCCUCCCACCUCCCCUCCAGCCCCUCCAGCCCCUCUAGCCAACAUGGCAGCUGAGGGAGCACAUUCUGGCCAGCCCUUUCCCAGCAUCCCCUCCACACUGCUUUAGCUAAGGCUACGGCCCUUGCUUUGGUGCCCUGGUCCUGCAGAUCUGGGUGCUUCCCUUUCCCCAGCCUAGGGAAGACCCACACGCUUCAAGUCUGUGCUACCCAGUUCCACUUCCUGGAAGGUUGCUGGUAUCUGGAAUGUUAUUCCUGCCAUUUGUACUCACCCAGCCACUCCCUCCCCUCUCAGACUUCCAUGGCUUCUGCCUUCUCUCAGUAGAAUUCUCAGGAUUUCGGGCUAAUCCACCAGGCCCUGGGGUUAGGCCAAGGUCUCCACCAGAG
This is a messenger RNA of Peromyscus maniculatus bairdii (prairie deer mouse), 852 nucleotides long. RefSeq names its product C-C motif chemokine ligand 22 (gene Ccl22). Gene Ontology annotation, biological process: chemokine-mediated signaling pathway; positive regulation of GTPase activity; positive regulation of cell migration. The record is from RefSeq and is a predicted model, not a curated record. NCBI's taxonomy places the organism in Eukaryota, Metazoa, Chordata, Mammalia, Rodentia, Cricetidae. Gene Ontology annotation, molecular function: CCR chemokine receptor binding; chemokine activity. Gene Ontology annotation, cellular component: extracellular region.